Molecule: messenger RNA, 2415 nt
Organism: Triplophysa rosa
Lineage: Eukaryota; Metazoa; Chordata; Actinopteri; Cypriniformes; Nemacheilidae
Gene: gabpa
Product: GA binding protein transcription factor subunit alpha
Exons: 9
Coding region: 627-1997 (456 amino acids)
Biological process (GO): cell differentiation; regulation of transcription by RNA polymerase II
Cellular component (GO): nucleus
Molecular function (GO): sequence-specific DNA binding; DNA-binding transcription factor activity, RNA polymerase II-specific
Source: RefSeq, a predicted model, not a curated record
AAAGUCUUGAUAUGUAGCUACUCCCGAAAAGUUUCAAAAGUUUUGAAAAGCUGCUUUUUACUUCGAUCUUUGCGGUUAUAUUACGAAAUCCAAAACCACUCCAACAUGGCAACUGCGUUUGUAUCGAUUCGCGAGUCGUCUUCCCACCUAGUCGUUGGUGGAAAAUAUAUUAUUAAAGUGUUGGGUUUAAAUCAAGCCACUCUUUAUAUAGAUAAUGGACAGAGCAAAAGAAAUACAUAUUUAAUAAAUAAGUGCGUUUUGUGCUUAUUAUCAGCCACAGUAUGGGAAUGAUUUUAUGAUGGGCCUAUUCUGAGGCAAAGCCUCGGUGUUGCGUGAGAGUUGCAGACUUUAGAGACUUCAUAUUCAGUCCACUAAAGUACAAGGAACUAAUGUUAAUGUGUUUAUCUGAACAUUUACUAUGUUUGCGACGGCGUUUGAUAUUAUUUAUUAUUUUGCAUCAAUUUAAACGCUAAAAUAGUUUCAACAAAUAAAGUUUUAUUUUGAAAUAUAGAUUUUGCUCUUUUUUUUUACUGAUUAUUAAAUAAAUGUCAUACUGAUGAUUAAAUAAAUGUCUUUUUCACAUGUUCUAAAUGCAUUCUGUUUUAGGUAAAUAAGGAGUUGAAGGGAUGUCAAAAAGUGAGACAGAGGAGAUGAUUGAAAUUGAGAUCGAUGGACAGGAGAAACAGGAGUGUCUAGAGGAGGGAGUUGAGGAGCAAACCAUUACAGCAGCUGAACUGAUUACACAAGAUAUAGACAUCAAUGAGCCGAUUGGUAACCUGAAGAAGUUACUGGAGCCUCGUCUUCAGGUCCAACUGGAUGGAUAUGACAUAUGUUUGCAAGAUAUUCUAUUACAUCCUGACCACAGCCUGUUCGAUCAAGGAGUGAAGACAGAUGGCACAGUACAACUCAGUGUGCAGAUUGUUACGAAACAGGGGGAAGAGAAAUUAAAUAUUCUUGAGAUCGUGAAACCAGUGGAGACCGUGGAGGUAGUGAUCGAUCCAGAUGCAGCUGCAGGGGAAGAAGGCCAUCUAGUAGAGGAUGGGCAGGUGAUCUCUGUGGAGCGAGCUGCCAUUGCAGAUGAGACCUCAGAACAGGUGACCCGCUGGGCAGCAGCAUUGGAAGGCUACCGCAAGGAGCAGGUUCGACUGAGCAUCCCCUAUGACCCGGUGCAGUGGACAGCAGAUCAGGUGAUCCACUGGGCAGUCUGGGUGAUGAAAGAGUUUGGCAUUGAGGAAAUGGAGGUGGGAGGUAUUCAUAUUCCCGGCCGCCAGCUCUGUGCUUUCAGCCAGGAUGAGUUCCUCCAGAGAGUGCCCAGCGGAGAGAUACUGUGGAGCCACCUGGAGCUACUACGCAAGUAUGUACUUGCGAGUCAGGAUCAGGGUCAGGAAGCUACAGUCACCAUUGAUCAACCUGUGCAGAUCAUUCCUGCCCCUGUGCAACAGGCCACGCCCACAGCCAUUAAGGUUCUGAAGCACAACAAAACUCCUCGAGCCCCCCGUAUCUCAGGAGAGGAGCGCAGCUCUCCUGGCAACCGCACAGGUAAUAACGGCCAAAUCCAGUUGUGGCAGUUUCUCUUGGAGCUGCUGACGGAUAAAGACUCCCGGGACUGUAUUUCCUGGGUGGGAGAAGAAGGCGAGUUCAAACUCAAUCAGCCUGAGCUGGUAGCUCAAAAAUGGGGUCAGCGCAAGAACAAGCCAACCAUGAACUACGAGAAGCUAAGCAGAGCUCUCAGGUACUACUAUGAUGGCGACAUGAUCAGCAAAGUGCAGGGCAAGCGCUUUGUCUACAAGUUUGUGUGUGACCUGAGGACUCUGAUUGGAUACAGCGCAGCAGAGCUCAACAACCUGGUGACCGAGUGCGAACAGAAGAAACUCGCCCGGGUACAACUGCACGGCCUCGGCCAACCCGUCAACACAGUCACGCUGGCCACCGCCACAGGGCAGCCUUUCACUACAGUCACUUUGGCUGCAGCGGCUUUAGAGAAAGACUGUUGUUGAGGCGUGGCUUGUCGCUCCCAGCCAAUCGGGAGAAAGGGUUAAGAUGGGAGGAAACCGGGUUAAAGAUUUGACUUUGGGCAGGGUGGGAGAAAGCGGGUUUGUAAGCAGAUGUGCGCUUGUGUAUGUAUGUUUGUGUGUCCUUAAAAUGCUUUGAGUGAGUGAGUGCAUGAGUGAGACAAAGUAUAGAUGACUAUGUAUGAGCUUUCAGUUUUUGUAUGCUUGUUCUCUGACUGCAGGGUAGCAUUGACUAUAUUUCCAUUGUAUAUACUCUGUUUUUGAUAGCCACGUGGGCAGUGUAUUUUGAUAUUUUCCCUUUGUAAAAGAUCUUUUCUUUUUUAUUUGGAGUGUCCGAUUCCCUCAAGGUGAGGUACUUUUUACUGGCCUCCGGAGGGCAAUAAAGACACAGUUGGUUUUUGAA